This is a messenger RNA of Indicator indicator, 1079 nucleotides long. It is a transcript of the gene MRPS22, whose product is annotated as mitochondrial ribosomal protein S22. Lineage: Eukaryota; Metazoa; Chordata; Aves; Piciformes; Indicatoridae. Gene Ontology annotation, molecular function: structural constituent of ribosome. The record is from RefSeq and is a predicted model, not a curated record. The transcript is spliced from 8 exons. The coding region runs from base 1 to 1017 and encodes 338 amino acids. Gene Ontology annotation, cellular component: mitochondrial small ribosomal subunit.
AUGGCUGCGCUCGGUGCGAAGGGCUCGGCUGCUGUGCCCGCACGGCUGUGCCGAGUGGUGCAAGGGCUGUGGGGCUGGCAAGCACGGCGGGGGAUCGGGCAGGACCCGGGGGCCGCGGGUGAAGGAAAAGCUGCCAAGCCGUCAUUCACGGAUGAAGCGGUUCAAAACCUGCUCUACAAAAUGACAGGGCUCAAUCUGCAGAAGGUCUUCAGACCGGUGAAAAUGGAGCUUAAACCACCCAAGUACAAGCUGAUGACGGAAGCUCAGCUGGAAGAGGCCACAAGAAAAGCUAUUGAGGAAGCUAAAGAAAAACUAACAAUGCCCCCUGUUUUGAAGGAGAGAGAGCCAAUUGAUGAUGUCUUAUCAGAAGACAAAUUCCUUGAAGGAACUGAAACUACAAAAUAUGUGUUUACAGAUUUAACUUACUCAGUUCCACAUCGUGAACGUUUCAUUGUCGUUAGAGAAACAAAUGGUGUAUUGCGCAAAGCAACCUGGGAGGAAAGAGACAGAAUGAUACAGAUAUUUUUCCCAAAAGAAGGGCGCAGAGUUAUUCCCCCCGUAGUAUUCAAGGACGAAAACCUUGUGGCUGUGUUUCAGCAAGACCGUCAUGAGGAUCUCCUCAACAGGUGCAUUGCUCAGUUUGAACCAGAUUCACCAGAUUAUAUCAGAGUUCAUCAUCGGACCUAUGAUGACAUUGAGAAACAUGCCAAAUACGACCUGCUCCGUUCCACACGACACUUUGGAGGGAUGGUGUGGUAUCUAGUGAACAGAAAGCAAGCAGAUGGUUUACUAAUAGACAUGAUCCAAAGAGACUUGCUGGACAAUGCUAUAAGCUUAAUUACACUCUAUCAUAUGCUUCAUCCUGAAUGUCCAUCAGCAAAAGAAGCUAAAGAAGGGAACCUUCAGGGAGUUGAUUUGAUCAAGGUAUUUGCAAAAACUGAGUCACAGAAAGAAGGCUAUAUACAGCUGGCCCUCCAGGCUUAUGAAGAAGCAAUGGCUGCCUCUACAGGUUCAUGAAAUAAACCUUGGUUCAUCAUCAGUUUUAAGCUUGUUUAUAAAUGUUCUCUGUACAGGAUUCU